ACGGAUUAGGGUUAUCGAUAGUUAGUUAAGUUUAAACUCAGCGCCGCAGUAUUAUUUGUAUCGAUAGCUUUGGUAUUUAAGUUUAGGUUACUUGGUCCCACUAAAAAAAGGUAAACAGAGGGAAACAAUUUGGCGGAAUUAGACCGAUUUGCGCCAUCACGAUAAGAGGGAAGAGAAACUGCGAAUAAAACCAUCAACAACACAGAACUCCAACUGUUGUCCAGCACUAGUGUUUUGAAGUGUUUAAAGGCAUUCCCUGUGAUCGGCCAAGCGGCGACAUUUUCUUUUAUUCGCACUCUGCAAGAUUAUGCCCACGAAGCAUUCGCCCCGGCGGAGCCCCAGGCUGGAAGCCUCGGGUGUUCCCGCAACUGCGACCACCACGGCCACAGCAACUUGCACCCCGGCAAGCUCUGCGAGUGUGGCUGGUGAUCGGCAGCGGCCACAGACUCCGAAGGAAAGUGGAACAGCCGCCAGGAAAGCGGCAAGUAACCUGCAGCCCGAAGCAACGGGGCAGAUUAGAGACCCCACAACUGUACAUGUGGCGGCCCUGAUGGAAAGGAUUGCACGUCUCGAGUCGGAGCUGGAAAAGGCAAGGGUAAGUGGAGGACAAGCAGAGGCCGGCAGGAAUCCCGUUGGAAUCGGGGCACGCGGCGUUGGAGUGAGCAGUGCGGCGAAUACACCGCCAUGUUUGAGUGGAAUGAUGCAAACGGAGCUUGGAGUGACGUCAUCGCUGCAGUUGCCGGCACAAUUGAGUGCAAGUUUGCCGCCACAAUUGAGGCGCAGCCUGGGCUAGGUUAUGUCCAUCCGCCACGGGAGCCGACACACAAUUUGGAGGUAUCUGCACCAUCGCACCUGCCAUAUGAAGUGGCGACGGCGAGCAUACCUGGAUGGACGCCACGUAGAUUGCCUGAUCUUCCCGACUUCGAGGUUCAGCCAGAGGAAUGGCCAAUAUUCCUGUGCGCGUUCACGGAGACAACGGCAGCCUACCGGUGUACACAACUGGAAAACAACCAGCAGCUAGUGAAAGCCCUGUAAGGCGACGCCCGAGAGACAGUGAAGUCGUUGCUCAUCCAUCCCAGCAACGUAGAAGCCGUUAUGGAGCAGCUUCAAUUUCGGUAUGGACGUCCGGAGCUACUCAUCCGUAGCCAACUGGAUAGCGUGCGCGAUGUGCAGCCAAUUCAGGAGGCCAACAUCGCAAAGAUCGUCCCGUUCGCAACGAAGGUGAGCAACCUGGCAGCGUUCCUGCAGUCAACCACGAUCGGCAGCCAGCACCUAGGGAACCCAACCCUAAUGGAGGAGCUGGUCGCCAAGUUGCCGCUGAGCAAGAGGUUGGACUGGGCGAGGCACGCACCGUAUACAACCGUAUCCGACAGUGGUGCACCUGAGCGAAUGGCUUCAUGAAUUCGCAAGACUGGUGUGCACUGUCACGGACGUUGGAGCCAAGGAUCAACCGAAGCGAAGGAUCCUGCACGCGAAUAGUGUUCGCGAGGAGGAGCGGUAUGCCGACCGCCCCAGAUGUUGCCCUAUAUGCGAGGGACAACACCAGAUCAGGGACUGCAAGGAAUUCAACGGCGUUUCUACGACGACGCGGAUCGAGUCAGCGAGGAAGUUGAGGCUAAGCUUCUCGUGUCUGGAGCCCGGACACAUGUCCCGGUUCUGCAGGAAGAGCCGCGGAUCCAACGUCCACGGAUGCCAAAUGAGGCAUCACUACCUUCUACACGAGUCACCUGGACAUUCUAGACAGCCGUACGUCGCAGAGGGAGGCCGCAGGAGCGACCAGAGAAGCAGCAGCAAAUGGAGUGAAAUGCCACGACCAGUGGAUUCCAACGAGAGGAGCCGUCCCACGUCAGCCGCAGUUAUAGACGCGGGGCGUGAGCAGGAGGAAAGGCGAUCGACGUGUGACCGCCACGAUUUGACGCACCGGAACCUGAGCUGCGUUGAUUCGAUUGGAUGCCACCUGCUAUUCCGGAUUCUACCCGUGACGUUGUACGGGGAGAAUACACAGGUCGACACCUAUGCACUGCUGGAUGAAGGAUCGUCUGUCACGCUUAUCGACGACGAACUCAUCCGCAGCCUGAACCUGAAAGGCCAGAGUUGCCAACUGAACGUGCAAUGGUUUGGUGGGAAAUCUGCCAAAGGGCACACGAAAGUGGUAAGCGUGCAGAUCGGUGCAGCGGGCAAACCAAAGCACCAUGGGCUGAAGAACGUGUACGGAGUAGCCAAUUUGAACCUUCCGAUGCAGAGCCUGCGUCGGCAUGAUGUAAAGGCAGUGAAGGCGAAUGCGCGCCUGCCUGUGAAGCCGUACAUCAAUGCGACGCUGAGGAUCCUAAUUGGACUGCUAUGGAUCUGGAGGACCAUUUGCAGCAGCCACCGCACUUGGAUGGGUGGUGUAUGGACCGGUGAGCGGAAAGGUGAGCUCACCGCUUAGGAGUUCGUGCCUCCUAGCCGUGCCCCAG
Molecule: messenger RNA, 2456 nt
Organism: Drosophila ananassae
Lineage: Eukaryota; Metazoa; Arthropoda; Insecta; Diptera; Drosophilidae
Exons: 2
Coding region: 1646-2428 (260 amino acids)
Source: RefSeq, a predicted model, not a curated record